AAGUGCAUGGGAUGUCACGGAGGCCAGACAGCUCUAGAUUUCACCACUCCUCUCUACCAUGAUCAACACUUACCAGACCAGCCUGGCUCCACCACCGGUGCCUCCGCGCCUCAACAGGUCCCAUCCAGUCCUCAUCCCAGCUCAACUUCCAUCACCAGGCCACAGCAAGCCUCUCAUCCGAUUCUUGGUUGGUGUGGUGGUGCUUCAUUUACUGCUGUCUGUCGGAGGAUUCAUCUAUCUGUACCACAUCGACAAAAUGGACAAACAUCCCUCAGCUGAAGGAAAAGCUGCUUUACUCUCAUCAGACAAACAGGAAACUCUCUACAAACCCUUAGCAGGCAUGGUAGUUGACCAGCUGACACCAAGGGAUCCUACAUCUGGUUUUCUCAAGUGGGACAUAAAACACUCACUUCUUAAGAAGAUCAACUACUACAAAGAGGUUUGGCUGACUAUCCCGGAGUCUGGUGAUUACUAUGUGUACUCCAGAGUGACCUUCUCCAAGGGUGACUCAGCGAAACCACUGGCGAGCAGAGUCCUGCUGAGGAAGAAUGAGAAUGCUGAGGAGAAGGUUGUGAUGCGGGCCUACUGCAGCCUGGACAGCAACACUGAAAGAAAAUCUAUCCCUCAGCUGUGCACUGCCACACAGGGGGAGGUUAUCCCUCUGGAGAAAGGGAACCAGCUCAGUGUCUGGGUACAAAACCUUUCACUGGUGGACUACACAGAAGGAGCCACAACCUUUGGGAUGUACAAACUGUAGGACUUCUGUACGGGCAUGUGCAUGGACCUAAGCUGAGUGGAAACUCGUUAAGUGGAUGGACUUGGAUUUAAUCUACUGAGAACACUGUUAAAUACUCUGGAUUGUUCAUCUUUUCCGUGGAUUUCAGAGACAAAGACCACAUUCCUAAACUAUAAUUUAUUAAAUUACAUAUAAUUGCAUGUUAUUUUGUGUUUCUGUGAUAGUAUUGUGAAUGGUUGUUCUGUAUUUAUUGAUGUAUAUGAAGGUAUAUGGCUGUGAAAUGAAUUUUCUAUAUUUAAUCUAAAAUAUUUCUUCUCUUCUCA
Messenger RNA from Toxotes jaculatrix (banded archerfish), 1059 nucleotides. RefSeq names its product CD40 ligand (gene cd40lg). Gene Ontology annotation, cellular component: membrane. Lineage: Eukaryota; Metazoa; Chordata; Actinopteri; Toxotidae. The coding region runs from base 59 to 757 and encodes 232 amino acids. Gene Ontology annotation, biological process: immune response. Gene Ontology annotation, molecular function: tumor necrosis factor receptor binding. The transcript is spliced from 4 exons. The record is from RefSeq and is a predicted model, not a curated record.